Sorghum bicolor (sorghum) is the source of this 1798-nucleotide messenger RNA. RefSeq names its product 4-hydroxyphenylacetaldehyde oxime monooxygenase-like. The coding region runs from base 33 to 1673 and encodes 546 amino acids. Gene Ontology annotation, molecular function: monooxygenase activity; heme binding; oxidoreductase activity, acting on paired donors, with incorporation or reduction of molecular oxygen. The transcript has a single exon. The record is from RefSeq and is a predicted model, not a curated record. NCBI's taxonomy places the organism in Eukaryota, Viridiplantae, Streptophyta, Magnoliopsida, Poales, Poaceae.
GCAGCUCGACAGUCGGCCACACCAAGGAAACCAUGGCCACCACCACGUCAGUACUCCCCUCCCAGCAGCUCCUUAGCAGCUGCUUGCCGCAGCAGUGGCAGAUGGGCCUCCUGGUGGCCCUCCUCCCUGUCCUGCUGGUGUCGUCCUACCUCCUCCUCACCAACAGGAGCAGGAGCGCCAAGGAUGGCGGCGCGGCGCCGCAGCUGCCGCCGGGCCCCAUGCAGGUGCCGGUCCUGGGCAACCUGCACCUGCUGGGCCCGCUUCCUCACCGGAACCUCCGCGAGCUAGCGCGGCGUUACGGCCCGGUGAUGCAGCUGCGACUGGGCACCGUGCCGACGGUGGUGGUGUCCAGCGCGGAGGCGGCGCGGGAGGUGGUCAAGGUGCACGACAUCGACUGCUGCAGCCGGCCCUCGUCGCCGGGGCCCAAGCGCCUCUCCUACGACCAAAAGGACGUCGCCUUCACGCCCUACGGCGAGUACUGGCGCGAGAUGCGCAAGCUCUUCGUCCUCGAGCUCCUCAGCGUGCGCCGCGUCAAGGCCGCUCGCUACGCGCGCGAGCAGCAGAUGGAUAGGCUCGUCGCCGUCCUCGACAGCGCCGCCGAAGCCUCGGCGCCCAUCGCGCUCAACGACCACAUCUUCACGCUCGCCGACGGCAUCAUCGGCACCGUCGCCCUCGGCAACAUCUACGCCUCCGAGCAGUUUGCGCACAGGGAGCACUUCCAGCACGUGCUUGACGACGCCAUAGACAUGCUGGCCAGCUUCUCCGCAGAGGACUUCUUCCCCAACGCCGCCGGCCGCCUCGUCGACCGCCUCACGGGCUUCCUCGGCCGCCGCGAGCGCAUCUUCAGCGAGCUCGACGCCUUCUUCGAGAAGGUCAUCGACCAGCACAUGGACCGGGCGGCGGCGCGCCCCGUGCCCGACAACGGCGGCGGCGGCGGCGGCGGCGACCUCGUCGACGUCCUCAUCAACCUGUGGAAGGAGAACGACGACGGCACGCUCCGCUUCACCAGGGACCACGUCAAGGCCAUCGUCCUGGACACCUUCCUCGGCGCCAUCGACACGAGCGCCGUGACCAUCCUGUGGGCGAUGUCGGAGCUGAUCCGCAAGCCGCCGGUGCUGAGGAAGGCGCAGGACGAGGUGAGGGCCGCGGUGGGCGACAACAGGCCGCGCGUGGACUCCGACACCGGUACCGCCGCCAAGCUCCCGUACCUGAAGAUGGUGGUCAUGGAGACGAUGCGGCUGCACCCGCCGGCGACGCUGCUGGUGCCCCGGGAGACGAUGCGAGACACCACCAUCUGCGGCUACCACGUGCCGGCCAAGACGCGCGUGUUCGUCAACGCGUGGGCCAUCGGCAGGGACCCGGCGAGCUGGACGGCACCGGAGGAGUUCAAUCCGGACCGCUUCCAGGGGAGCGACGUUGACUACUACGGCUCGCACUUCGAGUUCAUACCGUUCGGGGCCGGCCGCCGGAUCUGCCCGGGCCUCGCCAUGGGCGAGACCAACGUCAUCUUCACCCUCGCAAACCUGCUCUACUGCUUCGACUGGGCGCUGCCGGCGCCGGGGAUGAAGGCAGAGGACAUGAGCAUGGAAGAGACCGGCGGGCUCACGUUCCGCCGCAAGGCGCCGCUGCUCGUGCGGCUCACCAAAUACCAGAACCGCGCGGCGGCGGCGUAGUGGUCCAUCGAUGACGACACGACACGAUCGACAAGCGCGCGCGUGCCAAAGUUUAGUACUGCGCUGCUAUACCGUACCAGCCAGCCGUCAGAGUUACAUUUUAUCCCGUCCUGUUUUGUUUUUAU